AUGGAAAGGGAACAAAGAAGCCAUCUUUUCUCCAAAUGCUUCAAUGCAUUUAAAAAAAAUAUGUUACCAAACUUUCACAUAGCAAGAUGUGAUGCCCCCAAAAUGUGGAGAACUUCAAUGGGAGGUACCGACCCCGCAACACCCCAAGCUGAAUCCUGUAUUAACUUUCACAACCAUACUGUAACAUAUAUGGUUUUUAUUAUGUUUACUGUUCUUUUAUCAUUAAAAAGAUAG
Messenger RNA from Plasmodium vinckei vinckei, 234 nucleotides. Its product is annotated as conserved Plasmodium protein, unknown function. Bases 1 to 234 code for a protein of 77 amino acids. Lineage: Eukaryota; Apicomplexa; Aconoidasida; Haemosporida; Plasmodiidae. The record is from RefSeq and is a predicted model, not a curated record. The transcript has 2 exons.